CGUUCUUGCAUCUAUUGAAGCUUCAAGGAACUACCCAAUUACGAGAACAGAUCGGGGGGCGCACGACCCAGAUCACUUUCAUGUGAUUAUUUACGAGGCUGGUUGGGGCACGCCCACCCAACGGUCACGAGACGUUUAGAUAGCGAACAAAAAGGGACUGAUAUCCAAAUCGCUGACCCCAAAAAAACACCUCCCCGCAAACCCACCAUGGAGUUCACACCCGCCUACUCAUUGGGAGACCGUCAUGGCUCGCUGACAAACCUCGCAGGCGCCUCCAGGUCCCGGUCCCGUUCCCGGUCCAGAAACAGAAAGCUGAAUGCUUCGUCCAGAUCAAACAGUAACACCAGAAGACCGUCGUUAUCAGGAGGAAAGAGAUCGCUUUCAGCAUCGUCACUCACCAAGUUAACGGUCACGCCCACCAACAUUGAUGCAGACAAGUCCAUUCCCACCGUGUCUGCCACGUUGGACAACUCGUUGCCGUUGGACUUCUUCAAGCAAGAGUUGAUUGCGUUGAUCAAGGCAUUGAAGAUCAGCAAGUGGCACAAGCGCCAGCUCACCAUCGCUAACAUGAGCGUGUCGAGAAUUUCGGGAGCGUUGACCAACUCCAUCUACCAGCUCGAGUACAACGACCCCCAGCAGCACUUGAGGCUUCCUGCGUUGCUUCUUCGUGUGUACGGUAAGAACGUGGACUCCAUCAUCGACAGAGAGCUGGAGUUGGAGAUCUUGAUCAAGUUGUCGCAGAAGCGCAUCGGACCCCGUUUGCUCGGGAUCUUCUCCAACGGAAGAUUCGAGCAGUUCUUGGAGGGCUUCAACACCCUUUCCAAGGACCAGAUUCGAGACGAGGUGCUCUCGCAAAUCUUGGGCAGAAGAAUGAAAGAUUUGCACUACAAGAUAGAAUUAGACCCUAAGGACACAUCCUCAGAUUUGCCCAUGUCCUGGAAGCUUAUCUACAAGUGGCUAGACAUCUUCGAAACCCUGAUCCUACCAAACUACGUGGACAAGGACUUUGACACCAAGGAGGUGUUCCUCUUAGAUUUCUACAAGUUCAAGCAACUUAUUGAAAAGUACAAAACUUGGCUUUUUGCCAAAUACGAACCGGAUUCGUUCACUUCUAACUACAAAUUUUGUCACAACGACACCCAAUACGGCAACUUAUUAUUGCACGAAUCUUUCAAGCCAGAUGAUAUUAUCGUGGACAAAAGCAAUAGCGAAGAAAAGACGGCGAUCAAGUCUACCUCCAACAAAAAGGAUGGCAAUUUGGUGGUUAUCGAUUUCGAGUAUUCGGGUCCCAACUUCCCUGCCUAUGACUUGGCUAACCACUUCUCGGAAUGGAUGGCAGACUACCAUGACCCUGUUAAGUCUUACUACAUCCACGAAGACCAAUUCCCAAACCAGAUCGAACAAUUGAAUUUGAUCAAGGCUUAUGUUGAAUAUGAGUUCCAGUUCCCUUCCUCCAACAUUAAAACAGGCAAGACUUCCGAGCAACAUCUUAUCGAUAACUCUGCUUCCGAAUUGGUGCAGUACGAAAUCAAAAAGAUGUACAACGAGUGUAUUUACUGGAGAGCCACCGUGCAGAUCUAUUGGUGUCUUUGGGGGUUAAUCCAGAAUGGUCCAUUAAAGUCGAGUCCAGCAUCCCCUCCCCAUAUUGCUCCCAGCAAAUCUGAAAUGGGUGUGGACAGUACUUACAACAUCACUACUGCUUUGGAAUCGGCCACAUUGGAAGAUAACGAGUUGGUGGAAGAAGCAAUCACCUCCAACGAUGAUGACUUUGACUACUUGAAGUACUCGCAACAGAAGUCAGCACUUAUUGUUGGUGAGAUGAUCGGUUUGGGCUUGUUGGAGAAGGAGGACAUAGAUGAGAAGUAUUGGGAUUUAAUCAAGUACUUGGAUUGUAAAGCAUACGAUCUCUAGACGUGAUAUAAUUAAUUCUUAAUUCCAGAUAACAAAAGAUAUAGAUAAUCUCUGUAUAAUUAUAGCAUAAUAAAAGCAUUUGGAAAGA
Suhomyces tanzawaensis NRRL Y-17324 is the source of this 1999-nucleotide messenger RNA. Its product is annotated as bifunctional choline kinase/ethanolamine kinase. The transcript has a single exon. Gene Ontology annotation, cellular component: cytoplasm. Bases 208 to 1911 code for a protein of 567 amino acids. Lineage: Eukaryota; Fungi; Ascomycota; Pichiomycetes; Serinales; Debaryomycetaceae. Gene Ontology annotation, molecular function: ethanolamine kinase activity; choline kinase activity. The record is from RefSeq and is a predicted model, not a curated record. Gene Ontology annotation, biological process: phosphatidylethanolamine biosynthetic process; phosphatidylcholine biosynthetic process.